CUGAAUGCAGCUUUUUCUUCAGGCCGAUUUCCGCGGCCACAAGUUGAAGCUGUCAGUUAAACGGAGACAAGGAGCUAACCUAAAACAUCAGAUAUGGAGCAGUUUGCAUCGACGGUGAAAACUCUCACAGAUGACCUGCUGCAGAAACAGUUGCCAGAUCUUGACGAAGCCAUAGAGAAACUCUUGUUUGAAGUGUCUGGAUUAGAUGCUUUGCCUAAAAUACCGCAUACACAGCUUGAGGACUGUGCCAUCCAGUUGUGGAACUGGUCAGUUACCAAGAAUGCUGGUGGUGGUCUCAGUAAAGUCCAAAAAGCCAAAGUUCGUCAUGUCGCAUGCAGCCUGCUUUACUGCUGUGAACCUGAGAACCCAACAGAGGGCGCCAUCCGCAAGCAGAUCCUGAUGGCCAGCAAAACGGGGAGAACCUGGUUGGACUGCAAAAAUCCCCAGAUGGCAGAUCAUUUCUUGAGGCUUGCUGUCAAGAGCCUGGAAACCCUCUACAGCCAACUAAUGUCCAGAGGCCACGCAGCAGCUGACAUUAAUUCAUCCAAGGCGGAUGUGGAGAAGGACCUACUUCGGAUUCUGUCAUGCCAGGCAGAGUCGGCUGUAUCCCAAAGGAAUAACGAAGAAGCCAUGGUCUACAUGCAGCGUUGCAAAGACAUGUUGCAGCGGCUACCAAAAGAUACGGCAUACCUCUCCCUCAUGUGCUACAACUUUGGUGUAGAAACCUAUAAUCUGAGGAUGUUUGAGGACAGCGCUUUCUGGUUGAGCCAAGGCUAUGACAUCGGCAAAACAAAUGUGAAAUAUGGCCCUGGACCAGAAGUUCUAGCUAAAGGUUUGCGGCUCCUUGCUACAGUUUAUCUUGAGUGGGACUGUCAGAAGUUUCAGGAGAAGGCUCUGAAUGCCGUCAUCUUAGCCAACAAGGAAUGUUUGAGUACAUCUGGGCUGUAUUUAAAGAUAAGAAUCCUCCUGAGAUCUGGGGGCCCAGACACUCGCAUCAGAACAGGACUUGAUGAGAUGCUGGAAGCACAGGUUUCUCUUGACAUCUGUCUGAGCACUGUGAAGCUACUCAUGUCUGAAGACAGAGAAAUGCUGGCGUUUGACUAUCUGAAACGUGUGUGUCAGCACUUUGGGUCGUCCCCUGACCUGGGAACUGCUCUUGUGUUGCACGUUGAGCUGCUCCUGCAGAAAGGCAAAGGGCUGCUGGGAAAACAGAAGAUAGAAGAUAUCAUCACUGGGCACUACUCUGGUAAACAGCUCGCUCCAGAUGCACUGACCAGUUUGCAUGUCAUGCUGUGGGAUCAGGCCUCUAAACAAUUUGAGGCUGGUAACUAUUCUGAAGCUCUGCAGUGGUAUAACUACUCCUUGAGUUUCUUCAAGGCAGGUCAGAUUGAGCCCAACCUAGCCAAACUGCAGAGGAACAGAGCAUCUUGCCUUCUGCAACUUGAACAGCUAGAAAAGGCUAAAGAGGCGAUUAAAGAAGCUGAGAGGUGCGAUCCUGAAAGUAUCUUCACUCAGUUCAGUAUUUACAAGAUUGCUGUUCUGGAGAACAACGUAGAGAAAGCUGCAGAGGCGUUGAAUGCAGUUGGACGUCUGUCAAAGACUUCUGUGUCCAGCGAGGACAGACUGCUGGUAUCUGAGAGUUCAGCUUCCUAUCUCCUCAGUCUGGCUGCUCAGAUUGCUUUGGAGAAUGGAGGACAGGAAACCGCGAUCAAAGCUCUGGAGGUUUUAUGUGAGAACUCCAAAGAUGAAGGUCAUGUUCUGAUGGGUCUGAGGUGUUUGGUCCGACUGGUGUUCUCCGCAUUAGAAAAAUCAGCCGAUGAGUUGAGAGACCUGAAUAUGGAUGUCCUACUGCCAUAUCUAAAACUGGCUCUGCAGACAAUUUCACACCAGUCUCAUAUGACUGCUGAGCAGCGCGCCGAGGAUGCUAACUGGUUCAGAAAGAUUGCCUGGAACUCGGCUCUGCAGUGCGAGAGCAGCCCUGACAGGAUGAGGGAUUUCUUUGUGCUGUCCUAUCAGCUCUCCCUGCUGUGCCCUCCUGACCGCACACUGCUCCUGGGCCAGAGGACGUGUCUUCUGAUGGCAGCUGCUGCCUCUUUGGAGCUCUGCAGGAAGUCUCCUCACUCCACCCAGGCUGAGGAGCUCACUCUGGUUCUGGAGCACAUUCAGGCCUGUUGGGAGGUUUGGAAAACCCUGAAAGCAUCAGGCAACUUUCCAACGGACCCAACAGACUCACUGCUGCUGCUGUAUGAAUUUGAAGCUCGUGCUAAGCUGAAUGAUCCAAAGGUCGAGACCAUACUCGAUUCUGUCCUGGAGCUUGAAAAUGUUGAAACCAAAGUGUUGGAAACCAUGGCAGCCCUAGCCAUGGAACCUCCAGCGUACUUCCCUCUGCUCUGUAAGAAGGCUCUGAGGGUUGCUCUCUCCCUGCACAAGAAACAACCACAGGCUGACCUGAAGCACUGCAGCAAGUGUGUUCGCAGUCUGAUCAAGCUGUCCCUCCCAAGCGGUGUGUCAGAAGUGGAGGCCCGUGUGCUGCAGGAGGUGUGGGACUACUUCGAGGAGGCUCUGUCCAUCAUCUCAGCCGCACCGGACGACUUCCCAGAGAUUGAGACCCUGUGGCUGCUGACCCGGGCUUGGAACACAGGGAUACUGCUGUACAGCUUAGCCCAGUACCGUGACGCCGAGAAGUGGUGCGGCCUUGCCAUGAGCUUCAUCCGCCACCUGGGGUCUCUGCGGGAGAGCUACGAGAUACAGAUGUCUGGCCUGUACAGCGACAUCCUGGACAAACUGGACAAAGCAAAGAAAAACAGCCACAUGGAAGAGUAGCCAUUCAGUUCAGGUGAAGCUGAACUGGUUCAGUCCAUUCAGUUUGUUACAGGUAAAAGUUCUUGUUACGUCUAAAUAACCGGGCUUCCUCGUAGACCAAAACAUUUACUACGGUUUGAUCUUUUGAGAAGGUUCAUUGGAGACUGUUCAUAUAUUUUCUCCACCUCUAAGUAAAAUACAGCAAACCCUCCUGGGUUCCUGAACAUGUUUUUUACACUUUAUCUUUCUAUAUCUUUGACUGAGGUUUUGUAUUUUGGAAGAAAUGAUUUUUUCCCUGAAGUCCUUUAAACUAAAUAGCUGUGUAAUUACCUUGUGACAUUGACUCCCAUUCAUAAAGCAUUUUAUGAAUAUGCCAUCAUUGCAGUUUGUAUUCUAUUUUUACAUUUCUUUUUCAUUCAGAUACCUUUGAAAUAUGUCAUGCUUUGCUUUCCGUCUGGUGGCAAGAUGUUCGUUCAUGUUCUGGAAUUCCAGAUUUGCAGAAAUGGGAUGAAAAACAUAAACGUUUAAGACAAAACAUUUGCUCAGAGUCAGUGUUGCUGCUUCCGAUUCUCCCAGGGUCUGGAUAAUUCAACCUCCAAAUGCAAACAUGGGAUGGGGGGAAAAAAAUAAAACCAAAGCUCCAAUUAAAGGGGUUAAAAAUUCAGAAAAUUCAUGGACAUUGUUACGUAUGGAGAGUGCUGAAUAUUAAAAAAAAAACAACAUGGAAGUAUGUCGAUGCGUUAUUUUUAUGGCAUCAUUCAGAGGAGCUUUUUGUGUCCAAGCGAUGCAGAUAGAUGUGUUGCAAUCAUUUGUCACUCCUAGGCUUGGAUAGUACUUCCCCAAAAAAAUGCAUUAUAUAUUAUAUAUGGGAUAUGAAAAAGAAAUCAGCUUCUUUCUUCCUUUAAAAAAAACCCCAAACAUUAAUGACUAAAACUGGCCUUUCCAGGCUUAAAAAUCUAGAAAAUACAUUUGUUAUGUAAGGUAACGAAUCACACAUUCAAAGAAAUUUUUACUUGUGUAGUAACAUUUAAAGAGCAUUUACUGCCCAAGAGGUGGCAGGAGCACAAAAUAACACCCCCAUGGGUUAAAGAUGUCCUUGGUUGCCAAAGCCACUUAAAGCAGAAUAAUAAGCACUUCAAGAUUAUAACUGAGUCACAUAUUUUAUUUUCAAACAAAUAAACUCUCGUCAAGUCCCAAAAUAAAACCCAAACAAAAGUCGCAGGACCGCAUUCCCUCAUGACUAGGACAGGGAAGACCAUGAGGCCGAGUGUCCUGAUAGGCUGUACCACCUGCAGUGACAGGAAGGAAACUACUGUACAAUCAAAGGGUUCAUGUUUGCAAGCACUUACUGCACAGAUGUGCUAGAACAGAAACAUAUCAUCACCCAAAAGUACAAACAAAAACCCUGAGCCCCCCCCCCGGACCUCCCCCCCCCCAAAAAAAAAUAAAAAGCAUAUAUGUCAUCAUGUCUGUCAUCAGGAUGACCCUCAUCAGUUAUACACACAGAGCAGAGGCAUUCAGGUACCUUCUUGUUAUGGAAAGAGGAGAAUGAGAUCGAGUUCUUUGGGCUUUGACAUGGUUGACUGAGGUAUGAAUACCACACACAUUAUUAACAGUCAGCUGGAUCCAACUAGACACCAGAGAGGACCGAUUCUAAGCUUCUAAUUAUGUUUUGAUCGAUGCUCUGAGUUUCUGUGAUGUCGUGUAGGUUUCUGGCUGCAUUGCUUUUAUUUUACAAUAGUUUUUUUAAUAUAAAUCUAUACACCCAGACACGUUUCACGAGAAACCACAUGUAGACGGGCCCUACUCCCAAGGAACUGGAUCCUCGUCUCACUAGUUAACUCUUCCAGUAGGCAUCUGAAGAGAAAUACUGGCAUUACAGCACACUGUAUGGAAAUUGUAUCUCAAGAGUAGCUCAGACUUUUACUUACCUGACGUCUGUGGUCUAUAAAACAUGUCUGUCCAAGUUUGAGUUACACAUGCAUGAAGCACAGGUGAGGGGGGUGGGGGAUCUGCUUGGGGGGCUUAUUUACAUUGUUCAGCUACCACACCGUUUUGAAACAGUCUGCAAGCAGUUUAUAAAUGGCUCUGUUCCCUUCGGUUAUUCCCUGAACUCUGGUUUUGACAGCUGGUUUAGCAGUGGUGCCUGGCAGGUGGGCAACACCUGAUCGGAGAACGCCUGCAGGUUACAGGUGCUGUGUGAGCUGGAGAGAGCAGGGGACCCCCAGACGUCUGGGUUCCAGUUGAGUUAAACGCUAAAUUAAAAAAAACAAAAAGGCUGAGAAGGUUCAGAGAUCUUGGGCCACUCCUGCACUCCAUGCUUGCACAUAAAGUGCCAGGACCUGCACCGAGCGGUGGAGCAGGUCCUUUUCUAUCGGGGUGAUGCCAGAGAAACAACCUCACUCAGAGAUUGAGCUCUGAGUCCUGCAGGAGAGAAGGCUUAGCACAAUCUGAGAGCGCCGUUCAGGUAAACACACCUUUACCUAAGCAACAGUGCCCUCUGUUCCCAUCAUGGCACCAACAUGGCCGCGGUGUCCGUGUUCAAAUUUCCGCUCACCUCAGACCCACUAAGAGCUCAACACAGUGGUUCAGCAUCUGCCCAACAACAGUCAUUCAGACUGAAUACGUUUAUAGAUACACAAAGCAUAAAAGGUUUACUCAAACCCAAUUUUAGUGUUUUUGGUAGAGGGGGACAAUUCAAAACAGGUUAUACUGACUCUUUAAUUGUUAGAACAUCCAAUACAAUUAUUGUCUUGUUCUACCCGUUUUUAAAGGCCACCACAGCGGCGGCAAAUAGGACAGUACCAGUUGACCAAUAGGAAGUGAAUCCUCCUGGAAGGCAGAGAGUGUAAUGGGGUCGUCUACUGCUCAACAUAAGAGGGGAGGCUCCACCUGUCCAGAUUGUAAGAAGCCAAAUUGUUUGAUUACACAGAAAAAGGGUUCGAAAACAAGGAAGUAAAAGGAGCCCGCGGAGGCAAGACUUGAUUUUAUAUCUAUUGCACUUAAAAGUCUGACCUCCUGGCGCUUGGAGGGCACCAGAGUGAGGCUCUCGCCCUCAUCAGUUGCUUGCAGCCUCCCUCACAGACAACAGGUAGUCACAAAACAGAAUUUGUAUUAGAUGUAAGGCAGUUUGGUGUUUUGCAGAGAGCCCGGUUACACUUCUCUACCCCCAUCCUUUACAGAGCAGCUAAAAACCACAAGCCAAAAUAAAAACCAAAUAAAAAAAAAUCCCACAAGAAAGGAAGGAAAAACAACCUAACAGCCCUCCAAACGACAGUUCUAAUGAAGUGUAAAAUGAGACGUUUUCAGUAUGCUGUAAAAUCUCAGGACUUAUGAUUGAUCUUGUGAUCUUAUAAUGUAAAUGUAGAGAUUCACAACAAGUUUCUUCCUCUUGGUCCGCCUUCGUCGG
Molecule: messenger RNA, 6211 nt
Organism: Girardinichthys multiradiatus
Lineage: Eukaryota; Metazoa; Chordata; Actinopteri; Cyprinodontiformes; Goodeidae
Gene: tex11
Product: testis expressed 11
Exons: 29
Coding region: 94-2823 (909 amino acids)
Biological process (GO): meiotic cell cycle
Molecular function (GO): protein binding
Source: RefSeq, a predicted model, not a curated record